This is a messenger RNA of Thamnophis sirtalis, 2870 nucleotides long. The record is from RefSeq and is a predicted model, not a curated record. Lineage: Eukaryota; Metazoa; Chordata; Lepidosauria; Squamata; Natricidae.
AAGAAAAGGAAAGAGUGCCUUGAACAAACAAACAAAAAUUACUCCCCCUGCUUGCAAUUUCCUUUCAUUCUAAGAGUUCUACCAUAGUAGUGUUGGGACCAUGUGGGUUUCUAUGCCAUUAAAACAGAGGCUAACAAAUUAGAUAGUAAACCAACGUAUUUUGUGGUUCCUUAACCCUUGACAGAAAAAAAAAUCGCAUUGGUCAUUAAAAGGGAUAGCAUUGCCAUGUAAAUCCGGUCUGGGAGCAAUUGAGGGUGUGUGGUGGAGAAUUCUUAUGAACAGAUUGCACAUCUGUAAUCAAGGGAUGAUAGAGAGAUUAGUUGCUUUACAGUUUCAUUUGUUCAAAAGCCCAGGGAAAUCCUGUGGUAGGUAAAGGAAAUCAGGAAUACGGGUGAAUUUAGAAAGAGGUGUGUAUGUUUGCAGAUUGGGGAUGAAGGAUGUGAGAUCGAUAAACAAUGCUUCAAAGUUUUUUAAGAAUCGAAAACAGCACGCUGUAGUGGCUAUUUUUUGUGAAAAGAUGGAAGAGGAGCUGGAUGAACGGAUGGAUAAAUUGGUCGGGGUAAAAGGAGCGAGAGAGACAGAGAACACACAGAGAGAAUGAGAAUGACAGUGGUGGCAAUAUGAUACACAGGGCAAGUAGCAUUUUACAGUUUGAAACUACUAGAAGAAACCAGAACAUUGUUAUAAGAGUGCUUGAAUUCACAAUUGCAUAGAAAAGAAGUGGAAUUGGGGAGAGGGGAAUAAAGGGGCACAUCUUUUAAAAACUAUCUGCCAUAAGCGUGCUAAAGGCAGGGUAAUUUUAUCGCUGGAGAUCGAGGCUUGCCCGCCAAGUGUGAGAACUGGUGAGGAGAAGUCAAACUUCAAACUCCAGCCUUUAGGUCAACUUUUUCAUUCCCUUUAUAGUUAUCUUUUUAAAAAGUUUUAAAGCAGACCAAAGAAUUAGAAGCGAGUUUAAUUUUAUUCCCGAAUUUAUUGCAAAUUCAAACGCACUAAAUAGAAAACCGGAAUUUCCCCCUCUGCCUCCAAAAUUCAUAUAAACCAUUCUGACAUCUCUCACCCCGGGACUAUCCCCUGCUUUGAAUUUCAUAAUUUGAUGUUAGAUGAUCAAUGGGGGAGGGGGAUUGGCAGUCAGACCAGCAGCUGCCUUUAACUCUAACCUGUCCAAAGAUGCGGCCUGAACUGUAAAAACGCAAGAGGGCACCGUUCUUUGCGCAGAAUGUCGUGGGAGCGGAGCUCGAACACCGGCAAUGGCUCUCUCGGACUUCGGACACGGGCGCAAACUUACACGGGAGGGAUUGGGUUAGAUCCGAGACACAAAAUAGGCGCGUGAGGGUAGAAACACAUACCCAGGUGGAAGCAGGAAAGUUGGAGAUGGGACGGGUGUGCGGAGAAUAAAUUGUAAACCCAUCCUCCAGAUGCCCGGUCGGUUGAACCUCCCGAGGAGUUUAAUAAUUCUGAGCUCUGUCCUGCGCUCAGAGGACGCACCAAAAGAGGCUGGCUGGAAUUUAUCUCCCUUCUCCAGAUGCAGCAAUUGAGCGCUUGAACUGGCUGUACAGUAAAGGCUCCCCAUUGCCCCCACUUGAACCCAAAGGUGUGUGGAGGAGGGAGAUAAUAUGCCUUCCAACUCUCUUCCUCCAGGUACUUAUAUGAAAACCACAAACUUUUCAAGUUGAAAAUAUUUCCCAUGUUUUCCUCCUCCCUCUCCACAGUAGCAGCAAGGAUAAGAUUGGUGUCAUUUUUCAUAUCUUUCACUUUUCCCAUGUUUGUUUAUUACUACCAUAUAUAUAUUUAUAUAUCCCCCAAUAGAUUUUCCUAGAUAUGUGAUAAAGAGUGUGGAGAGAGAAACAGGGGUAAAGAGUGGUGCAUGGGGGGGGGGGCGUUUCUGUUGUUUAAAGGUGAUAGUGUUGGUGGCAGAGAUGCUUUCACUGGUUUGUUCUGCGGGAGGGGGGGUUCCCCUGUGCAGAGCUAACCCCUCUAGGGUGCUAUUUCGCAGCCUCCGACUCCUGCUAUUGGUCAGCGCGUGAUCAGAUGGUUCUCUUCCCUUAUGUCCCUGGUUGGCACGCGGCCAUCCCCCUUCAGCUAAAACCCAAUCUCCCAUAUACUGCUAAUAGCUAAACCGCUUGGACUAUAAAACGCAACAAAUCAUAAAGAGCAAGGGAAAGAACAGACGCUGUUCUUCUGGUUAACUAUUAUUAUUGUUAUUGUUAUUAUUAUUAUUUCCAAUGAGUUCUUAUUUUGUCAACUCUACUUUUCCGGUGAGCUUAGCCGGGGGUCAAGAACCCUUCCUGGGACAGCUCCCCUUAUAUUCCACGGGCUACGCGGAUCCUUUAAGGCACUAUCCCAGCACGUAUGGAACUGGGGGCGGUGGGGUCCAGGAGAAAGGUUACGCGGCCGCGCCUUACUACCAGCAAACCAACGGAGCUUACAACCGGAGUCCAGCCUGCGAUUACGGGACAUCUGGUUUUUACAGGGAGAAAGAGACAGGCUGUUCUCUUUCUAGCCUAGAGGAGCCUGUUCAGUUCGGCCAGGAACAAGCCCGGAAGUCAGAAUGCUCACAGAGCAAGCACGUUUUCGGGGACAACGAGGAUCAAAAGUGCUCCACGCCAGUAUACCCUUGGAUGCAGAGAAUGAAUUCCUGCAAUAGUUCCUCCUUUGGGCCGAGUGGCAGGCGAGGCCGGCAGACUUAUACACGCUACCAGACUCUGGAGCUGGAGAAAGAAUUCCAUUUUAACCGUUACCUGACCAGGCGCCGCCGCAUCGAGAUCGCUCACGCCCUGUGUCUGACGGAGCGCCAGAUAAAAAUCUGGUUUCAGAACCGAAGGAUGAAAUGGAAAAAGGAAAACAAGAUUCUUGUUAACCCUUGUAUUUAA